AGCCAAUCACUCUCCACUCUAAUCGGCAGGCUACCCCCAAGGAACUGUACGUUUUGGGGGCCCUUUCCAGGAUGUCGUGGACCCACGUACGGCCUGCAGCCGGUGGAGGCCCCGAGUUUCCUCGAUUGCAGAGCGGUCGCCCGGCGUCGCCGCGAGCACCUUCCCCCUGGCGGCAGGGAGGUCCGCGUGCUCCCACCCUCGGCGAGCCCGCAGAGGUCACGCCGCAGAGGUCACGCCGGGUCACGCACGGCGCCGCGGAGCCUGUCGGGAGCUCGGGGAGUCAUGGCGACGCCCUCUCUCCGGGGCCGCCUGGCCCGGCUUGGGAACCCGCGGAGACCUGUCCUGAAGCCCAGCAGCCCCCUCAUCCUAGCUAACCGCAUCGGGGAGCGGCGCCGGGAGAAGGGCGAGGCCACCUGCAUCACGGAGAUGUCAGUGAUGAUGGCUUGCUGGAAGCAGCACGAGUUCCGCGAUGGAGCGUGCAGCCAAGAGAUCCAGAAUUUCUUGGCUUGUGCUUCGAAGGCUGAGGAAGCCCGAAAGAUGAAGACACUCCAGGAAUCCUCGGGCCAGUCUGGGAAUGUACCCCCAAAGAAACUGAAUAACUUGUUACAGAGGUUCCCUAACAAACGUCACCUCAGUUGAACACAGGGAAGCCUUUGAGCUAGCCUGCCGUCUUAGAAAAGCGCCUGAGGUGGAACCCUCCUUUCACUCUCAGGUGUCAUGGUCCGGGAGGAGAAGUUAUGCUUUAUCUCAAAAUAAAGUCGGGGGAGACGGGGGCCUUCGGUUGUGGAUUAGGUCUCCCCGCCCGUCAUUCUUGAACCCUGUUCCCCCUUGUCUUUGCCCGCCCACGAAGUCCUUUACACCGUUUAGUGCUUUUGACUGUGGAUGCCCUGAGGACAGUGAGGUCUGGCUAUGGAUAGACUCUCAAUAAUUGGUGUUUGCCUGUUUGGGGCAGAGACCCCUACAAGGUGUUCCCCCUGAUUAAACAAGUGCACUGGUAACCU
Molecule: messenger RNA, 1001 nt
Organism: Ochotona curzoniae (black-lipped pika)
Lineage: Eukaryota; Metazoa; Chordata; Mammalia; Lagomorpha; Ochotonidae
Gene: CHCHD1
Product: coiled-coil-helix-coiled-coil-helix domain containing 1
Exons: 4
Coding region: 283-639 (118 amino acids)
Biological process (GO): mitochondrial translation
Cellular component (GO): mitochondrion; nucleoplasm; mitochondrial ribosome
Molecular function (GO): RNA binding
Source: RefSeq, a predicted model, not a curated record